CAUCAUCGCAGAUCUCUCCGUCCUCCAACUCGCCCUCCUCUCUGGGAGAACCACUCUCGGUGUUCAAAUCCAUCUUGUACUUCACUCUAAACUAACCCGCUGCCUACCGGUGGUGAAGUCAGCGGACUGAAACCGUUGACAGGCACGUGAGCUGUUGACGUCAUCAGGAGAAGGGGAAGAAGACAUGGCGGCGGACUCUGUACUGAAGGUUUUAUUUGAACAUGAAGGAGUCUUCAUCCAUCCCAGCAGCGAUGAAGACGGCACAGAGCAGGAUUUACUGAUCUCAGGCUCACUGCGGAUCGUUGACAAGGAUGCAGAAGUGCUGGUGGAGUACAGACCGCUGGAGGACACAGUCGACCCCUCCAACAUGCUGUGUGCUGGAAAGGACUCGAGCUCAGUGAUGGAGUGGGACCAGUGUUCACGGGAGAAGUCCCAGCAGCUGUUAGAGACCCAGCAGAGCUACGAGACCGAGUGGGACAUGAUCAACGCCGUGUCCUUCAAGAAGAAGAGCUGCACAAACGGCGAGGGCUCUCUGAAUCACAGCCAUGAGAGGAGCAGGUGGGCGUUUAGCUUCAGUGUCAGUGAGCUCAGGUCCGUCACAGUGAAGGAGGAAGGUUGGACCUUCCUGCUGCUCAAACUGAAGGAGUCCUGCAGCUCUCUGCCUGCGCUGCACUUUCACCAGGGCGGCAGCACAGAGUUCCUGGACAGCUUGAGGAGGUUCGCUCUGCUCAGCGAGGCUGCAGGAGAUGACGCCUGUCUGCUGGUCAGCUCUCCUAACAGAGCUCUGUCUCAGUCCUUUGAGAACCUGCUGGACGACAACAACUUCGGCCUCGUUAAUCAGAAGUUCAGGAAGGACCCGUACAUCACCACGCUGGGCGGUUUCUCCAAAGUCACAAACUACAUCUUCGAUGCUUUCCGGGGGACAGAGGAGCAGCACCAGCGGCCCCCGGAGGAAGUGGCCGACCUGCUGGGGGAGGUGAUCCCGGGGCUGGAGAUCAACCAGCAGGAGGAACCCGGCUUUGAGGUCAUCACCAGGAUGGACCUGGGGCCCCGCCCUGAGGUGAGGAGAGGGACUGCUCUGUCAACAGAGGACUGGAGCAGACAUCAGGAUGCAGAGGGGAGGAUGAUGAACGUCGCUCUGCUCAAACAACUCAUCUUCAAAGGAGGACUGUGUCACGCUGUGAGAAAAGAAGCCUGGAAGUUCCUGUUGGGAUAUUUCCCGUGGGACAGCACGCUGGAGGAGAGGAAAGUCCUGCAGAGAGACAAAAUGUACGACCUUACUUCAUCAUGGGGCCAGUUUAUUAGUGAUGAGUACUUCAGGAUGAAGCUGCAGUGGAAGUCGGUUAGUGAGCAGCAGGAGAGGAGAAACUCCAGACUGAGAGACUACAGGAGUCUGAUAGAGAAAGACGUGAAUAGAACAGACAGAACCAACAGGUUCUACGAAGGCAUCGAUAACCCGGGUCUGGUCCUGCUGCACGACAUCCUGAUGACCUACUGCAUGUACGACUUCGACCUGGGUUACGUUCAGGGGAUGAGCGACCUGCUGUCUCCCGUCCUCUACGUGAUGGAGAACGAGGUGGACGCUUUCUGGUGUUUCGUCUCCUUCAUGGACCAAAUGCACCAGAACUUCGAGGAGCAGAUGCAGGGCAUGAAGACUCAGCUGAUUCAGCUCAGCACUCUGCUCAGACUGCUGGACCUCGCCUUCUGGAAUUACCUCGGUAAAUACAACUACUCAUCUGUGUUGGUGUGAAACAGCUCCAGAUAUUCAGACAUUGCAGAUACAGUAUGUUCAUCCUCUCAACUCAAUGUUAACAUCACAACAGAUAUUCAUAUUAAUGGUUUGUGACAUGUGCAGGUUUGUCUUUAAUAGUACAUAUAAAAAGUCAGAUUUUUUUAUGUAGUGCUUUCAAAACAAAAGUUACGGAAUAUUUUAAAAUAAAAGCAUUUACAA
Molecule: messenger RNA, 1951 nt
Organism: Cottoperca gobio
Lineage: Eukaryota; Metazoa; Chordata; Actinopteri; Perciformes; Bovichtidae
Gene: tbc1d15
Product: TBC1 domain family, member 15
Exons: 14
Coding region: 185-1750 (521 amino acids)
Biological process (GO): activation of GTPase activity
Molecular function (GO): GTPase activator activity
Source: RefSeq, a predicted model, not a curated record